This is a messenger RNA of Branchiostoma belcheri (Belcher's lancelet), 5754 nucleotides long. Its product is annotated as cytoplasmic polyadenylation element-binding protein 2-like. Bases 1003 to 2433 code for a protein of 476 amino acids. Gene Ontology annotation, biological process: negative regulation of cytoplasmic translation. The record is from RefSeq and is a predicted model, not a curated record. Gene Ontology annotation, molecular function: ribosome binding; mRNA 3'-UTR binding; translation factor activity, RNA binding. Gene Ontology annotation, cellular component: synapse; neuron projection; nucleus. The transcript has 10 exons. Lineage: Eukaryota; Metazoa; Chordata; Leptocardii; Amphioxiformes; Branchiostomatidae.
CCGCGAAAACACCCGGCUACUGAUUCGAUUCCGUGCACGGACCAGCCUAUUUUUAAAGUCCCUUGUUUUUAUUGCCCGGGACGAAUAUUCCCAGUUUUCGUAUUGUAAAAUUAUUGGUGGUAUUGUGUAUAACUGGUAAACCGUUGUAUAAAAUAUUUCAACAGUCGAUUUCGUCGUUCGUGAAUUAAUAUCGCGGUGUUGGAGAGCAAAUUGAUAUCGCAGCGCGUGAUCGGGGGCCGCCUUGAGACGGCCGGGGGAGGAACAAAAGCUGUAGUGAACAGCAGAUUCUUCAUUCGGCUUGUAGGUACGUGGCGUUGGACCGUGCGCCUGGACUGCGUAGCUAACAUUAACACCAUAAACAGGCGCACAGAGCAGCCGGAGCCACCGCUAGAUGGGGGAUCUCGAUCUCGGACUACAACUGAACACAACAAGUAAUCACUCCCGGGCCCUGUCACCUCUGGAACUAUACCCGGACGCGAGUACUGCCUCUUUGUUUUCACCGCUGUCUCCGAGCCCUGCCCAGACCAUGCAAGAUGAUUUGCUGGCAGAAAAAUCGGCUGCUAAGCAGCCAACGCCACAACAGCUCUCGCCGAAUUCCGAACAAGCUACAGACAACCUGGAGGAUCAGCUUUCUCCGGGGAGAAAGUCCCGAUCGCCGGAUCCGAGCCCUGUGAGUAAGGAGAAUGCGGUGAACAAGCAGCAGAACCACCAGCAACAUCAGCCGCCGCCGCUACAGACACAGACCAUCGAGUCGCCUCUGCAGCUCGGCUGGCAGGACCCGACCGUCACCUCACCAACCAACUUCUGGUCCUCAGCCGCAGCAGAGGACGGUUUUCAUGCAGGGUAUUCCAACCUUGAACGGUACCAUUCACUUCCAAAAUUUCCCCGGCCCGGCCCCUGGUCCGAGCCCGUUGUUCGGGGGAAGUCAGCUCGCACCUCAGAUAACCUUGCCGGCUGGGAGUGCUCCUGGCCAGCAACGUCGAUCACCCAGUCAACAAGCUCAUGGUUUCCCUCGUCAAACCCAACCAACAUGUUUUGCAGAAUAAAUCUGGUUCAUUUUCAGUCUGGAAUAGCCCACAGCCGGCUAGUAUGUGGAGCUCCACACCGGCUCAGAGCUUCAACCCAUGGGGAACCUCGGGGCAGCAGCGACGGUCUAUGGCCGCUACGGGCACCCCCGGGCCCAUUGCCCCGAUCAAGAAGCAGCAGCAAGCGCCCAACGUCUUUGCCAAGACUUAUCGACGCUCGGCUUCCUUGCCAGCUAAAGGGCCCUUCCCUCAAGGUACAGCUCCCUUCGACUUCACGGGAGACGACAUUUUUCGUACGGACAUGUACGGAGUACAGGCAUGGCAACAGGAACGUCAGCAGAGCGGACUGGACAACAUGCGCUUCAUGGAGCACCAACUGCUGGACAUCAUCCGUAACCCUGUGGACCCGGCUGAACACUACAAAGUAAACAAUGUUGCACAGAUGACGGAGGGAUGGAUACCACGAGGCCAGGGUGAGUGGAGAGCUCGGACAUAUGGGCGCAGACGAGAUAAUUACGAUGGUCACUGCAGUGAUCAGAUUGUCCCGAGCGUGAACUCACCGUCACGAGGCUCGCCGCACAGCUCAGGGGGAUCGGACAGCGGGGAACGUUUCUCUCGCAAGGUGUUUGUGGGCGGACUGCCACCUGACAUAGACGAAGAGGAGAUAACAGCAAGUUUUCGCCGGUUUGGGCCGCUGGUGGUGGACUGGCCGCACAAAGCUGAGAGCAAGUCCUACUUCCCUCCCAAAGGGUAUGCAUUCCUGCUGUUCCAAGAUGAGCGUUCCGUCCAGGCCCUGAUCGACGCCUGCAUCAAGGAGGACGACAAGCUGUACUACUGUGUGUCCAGCCCCACCAUGAAGGACAAGCCAGUACAGAUUCGACCGUGGAAUCUUGCUGACAGUGACUUUGUCAUGGAUGGGUCACAACCGCUGGACCCGCGCAAGACAAUCUUUGUAGGGGGAGUCCCCAGACCUUUGCGUGCUGUGGAACUGGCCAUGAUCAUGGACCGUCUGUACGGCGGUGUCUGCUACGCCGGGAUCGACACCGACCCCGAGCUCAAGUACCCGAAGGGCGCCGGGCGGGUGGCGUUCUCCAACCAACAGAGCUACAUCGCCGCCAUCUCCGCCCGCUUCGUGCAACUUCAGCACGGAGACAUCGACAAGAGGGUAGGAAGAAAACUGGUUGAGGUGAAACCGUACGUGCUGGAUGACCAGAUGUGCGACGAGUGUCAGGGUGCACGUUGCGGCGGCAAGUUUGCACCGUUCUUCUGUGCCAAUGUGACCUGCCUGCAGUACUACUGCGAACACUGCUGGGCCAACAUCCACUCCCGCGCUGGACGCGAGUUUCACAAGCCGCUGGUGAAGGAGGGCGCCGACCGUCCGCGCGCCGUCCCCUUCCGCUGGUGUUGAUGGAAGCAGUUGGCAAUGCUGUUGGCCUGUGCACGACACACAUGUACACACACACACACACACACACACAUGUACACACACACACACGCAUGUACACACACACAUGUACACACAUACACACACACGUGUACACACGCAUACUUGUACCCCCACACUCCACACAUUCAUACUACCAUCCCUAACUUCACACACACACACAUCUUCAAACAGGAAUUCACCAGUGACUCCUGUAACAGGGAAACUACCCUUAUAACCUAGAGUACCUCCAGUCUACACUCCCACAGUGAGUGGGCUUCAUCUUGCCUAAAGGCUACAUAUGUGUGUUUUCUUCACCUCCGUACAUGAGUACAUGUAUCAGUGUGCUGUCCACACGCUAACGUUGUCAGAAGUCUCGUGGUAGUUUCUAUGUCCUACCACAGGAAGUAUGGUCGUGUUUAUGUCAUGAAAAAUGCACAACUUUAGAGCAUGAAAUAUACAGAUCUUUUUCUAUUUUCACGUAUCAUUCACAUCCAUUCCUUUUUAUGGUAGGUGUUCAUCUCUUUGUCUUACACGUCUCAUUGUCUUGUGCAUGCACACACACACACAACACAACACAGGUACAACCAGUCACACACAUACACACACAUGCAUGCACACGCACACACACACACAGACACACACACACUCACAGCAUACUGUUCAGUCCUAUCCAUAGAAACCAAAGGAAUAUAAUGGUUGGACUGCCACAGAGAGAGACAGUAUAGGGUGGGUGCAAAAAGAAAAAAUGGACAGGAACAGGGAAUACACUACUCAUACUAACCAGGAUAUGUAGUUAACGUUCAGGCAUAAUAUAUUUAAUCUCCAAUAGAGGUCAUCAUGGUUACAUUACCAAAGAUUCAGCCUUUGUGAAACCAAUGCAGACUUAGAGCCAGCCUACGAAAGACCAGUAAGGCCGACUAGCUUACCAAGCAAGUUGAAGAAACACAACUCAUCAGUAAGGCUGUUAGUUACUUACCCAAAAAACAAAAUACCUCCGUAAGGCCCUGCGUACGCCUACGGUGACCGAACACAGCAUGGUUAUGUGGAAAUAUCUCAGUGGGUGGCUCUACUAUAAUAGUUGAUGUAUUGGCCUAUGAUAUUUAUCAAGAGCAUGGUUGCCACUCCUGUAGCCCAAAAAAGAAGAAGAAAAAAAAGCACAAGUAGAUUGAUAAAUGGAGCACUAUAUAGGACAAUACUACCUGUAGAAAACCAUGACUCCUGUGAUAUUGUGUGUAGCCAUGUCACCUAUGGAAGAAAAAGGUGAUCCAACAUUGUUCAGGGACAGGGAUAAUGUAGACAUUAGCUCCUCUACUACUAGGGUUCUUAGUAGAAUCUCUCCAAUCAACUAUCUCGUGCACAAAAGAUGUGCAAGUAAGUUUUUGCUGCUGCAUGCACAGAUCAGGGUUUGUUCUGAACUAGUGCUGAUUAAUUAAUAAUAACAGUAUCCAACUUGGUAAUUAGCUUGACUAAUUAGCAAGUAUGUACUCUGUGCAAUGUUUUUUUUUGUCUUCACAGUUAGGGUGCUUGCUCCGUAUGGUACUGUAGAUGCUCUUUCAAAGAACAAAAUGUAGGUAUAAUAUUGUAUGGAUACCUAGUAGGGAAUAUGAUAACGCAUCUACUCCAAUGUUGUUAGUAUAUAUAUAUAAAUAUAUACCUUCCAACCCCCGCUGGACUGCUUAUAUAGGGGUGAGGGAAUGGUGCGGUGAGUGUGACUUCACUUUGAAGUUCUCUCACUCAGGGAACCUGUUCCAAGUUGGAAAGGCACUGUGUUCAUGUCGGUGCAGACACACUCUCACCACGUGGGUUGCAAUGCCUCAGGAAAGAUGAGGUAACGCUAUAUUUUCUAGUAUCAAAAUCUAGAGGUUGUCACAUGUUCCUACAGUAUUUGAUGUUCUAGGGUGUCUAAUCUGCCUUUCACGGUUUGUAUACACUUUGCGGUAAAAAAAGAAAUAUUCUUUGAGGAAAGGUUCCGAUUUUUUAGCAGAUAGCACAUAUUCUUACAGCCUACUUUUUUACUGGUGACUGUGAAAACUUUUUAGGCAGGCUUUCCACCUAUGUACCAUUUGCAAUACCUCAAGACUUUCCAGAAUUAGAGCAAAUAGAUAUUUUGAAGUUUAUUCUUGAAAGUUAGGAAUGAGAGAAGAAGAUUAAUUUAAUUCUGCAGAUGAUUUAAGAGAUGAGGUAAUUUUAUUUUUCUUGUAUUGUUCUGCUUUUUUGCAUAUGAAAACUGGAAAGCUUUAAACUUUUUAUUAUAUAGCUAGUUAUUCAGAGUAAUAUAUCUUGAGGGAACUUUGUAAGAAAUGUUACAUUUUCUCAAGAUUUUAUAAUAUUCCAUUUUUGUAUUACAAAAUAGAUGGAUUUUGAUGAUCAGCACACUCAUGUUUGGGGUAUACAUUUUUGCAUGGUUUCUUGUAUUACUAUAUACCCAUGUGGUGCUAUUCAAGCAUAUCUGUGUAACCAGUUGUUGAACAUACUACAAGAUUUCACCAAUGUUGAUGUGAAGUGUUUUCUGCACACAUCACUAUAAUUGUGGUAUUGACUUUAAUGUGCAAUACAGAAGAACAAUGUUUGUGGAGACAGAUUUUCAAGUCUGUUUUGCUAAAGAUUUCCUGAGUUAUACACUUCUAUGUAUACCCCUGGAGCAAAUUUCUAGCAACAAUUGUAAUGGACAAUGUUUGAAAUAUCUCUGUUCUUCAUUAUAACUGCUAGAAGUAGAGAGAAGAAUUGAAAGGCUAUACAGAAUGUUUUGCUAUGUAGACUUUGUAGAUUUGAUGUUUCAUACUUUUUGGAAUGUAUAAUUAGUAUAUCAGAGGUUCUUAAAAAUUUAUUUUCACUUGUUGUAUGGAGAGAUACGUUUCGUAAUUUGUGAGCAUAUCUUUGACUUUGUGUCUAGUGAUGGAAUUGGGCUUGGAUGUUUCAAGUUUCUGGUGGUUGAUGAUCAUCUUGUGGAAGAUAAUUAACUUGCGGUGUUUGCUACUCAAAGAGUUUGCUGUUUGUUGCCAACCUUUAUAAUUUUGUUUUUAUGUAUAUGGGGAGUUCUUGUUUCUGUUAGUAUUUUUUCAAAUAAAUGCAGAAUAUUAAAGUUUCUAUGUUUUUCAAGAAAAAAAAUUCAAGUGUACAGUCAGAUGAGUCGGAGUAAUUUUGAUCCACAAUAUUUAUUCUCCUAGAGGAAUUUAUAGUUAAUUGAUAACACAAUUGUUGAUACCUUUUGCUGCUGAGUAUUUAUACAAUUGCAAUCUAUGAAAAUACCCUCCAAGAUUUCUGUAGCUCUGGAAGUGGUACAAUAAAGCACAAUCUAGACAA